AUGAAGAAAUCUGUACUUUCUAACAGUAGAGAAUUGGAGAAUCAAUCAUUACUAUCUAAAUCAACUGUUGAUGAUCAUAUUAUUAAUGAUGAUGAUAUAGAUGAUGAUGAUGAUCUUCACCAAAACAACAACAACAACAAUAGUAAUAAUAUAAAAAGUAAAAGUAGUAAUAAUAAUAAUAGUGAUAGAAAAAGAGAAAUGAAUGGUAAUAAUAAUCAACAAAGUCAAGGUCAUGGUCAUUCACAUGUAAAUGGUAUUUGUAAUGGUCAUUCACAUUCACCCACUACCGAAAAAAAUCAAACUCAUCGUAGUCGUCAAAAUGAAAAUUAUAGAGACGAUGAUGAAGAUGAUUUUGAUGACGACGACGAUUUCGGUGAUUUCGAUAAAAAAAUGGUUGGUGGUAAUACAAAUGGAAAUGGCAAUGGUAAUGCUGUUGCUGAUGGCCAAACAACUAAAUCAUUUUUAGUGAGUGAAUUGAUACAUUUUGCAGCGUUGGGUGAUCUUGACCAGGUGGUCAGUGUGUUCGACAGGAUUCGUACAAAGUAUCCAUCGAUCUCCAGUCGUACCUUUAUCAACGAGGUCGACGACGACGGAAACACCGCACUGCACUGGGCAUGCUACCGCAAGCAUUUCAAUGUGGUAAAGUACCUCAUUUCAAAGGGUGCCGAUGCAGACAUACCGAACAUCGACCAGAAUCAGACACCAUUGCACUGGGCGUGUCUGUCGGGCGAUCCACACCUAGUCUACUACCUGGUGGGUCACGGUGCCGACUUUGACAAGCGUGACAAACGUGGAUUGAACUCACUACUCCUAUCGUCGUCGAACCAUCCCGACGUACAUAUCGUGCGAUAUCUUAUACACAAAGGAAUGUCUGUUUCCAGUAAAGACGAUGAAAAUCAUACUGCACUUCAUUGGGCUGCUUUUUCAGUGAGUAUUAGUAGAGCGGAAUUGGAUUGUGUUGAUAAUCUGGGUAGAACACCAUUCCAUUGGGCAGCAUAUAAAGGAUAUAUAGAGGCAACCAAGGUGUUGUUUGAAGAGGGAUCGAGCAUGACUAUCAGGGACAAUGAUAACAGGACACCCUACGAGCUGGCACUCACCAGAUCUACAGAACCAGUAUUGAAAUUCUUAAAACACCAAAUAGCAACUCAAAGCAAACAUUCAGCUAAAAGAUCGAAAUAUUCAAGUAGUAAUAAGUUUUGGUUUAUGAUGGCGCUAAUUGGAAAUCUGAUAUUCUUUACUACACUGUUUACUUUUAAAAUAUAUAUUUCAUUGCCUAUCCUUAUUGUAGUGGCCAACUUUGCUAGAAUGAUAUUCCAACAUUUCUGGGAAGAUGACUUACCAAAUGUAUUACCGGUCACUUGGUGGAUCAUUGGUUGUGUUAUAUGUUAUUGGACCUAUUUCUUUUUGAUUCUUUGGAAUACACCAUACUACACUAUAUCACAUAUUUUUAUCAAUCUAUUUAGUGCAGUGUUUUUCUAUUGUCUAUGUAAACUACCAUUCACAGAUCCAGGUGUUAUUAAAUCAUCGCCAAAGAACGAUGAAAGAGCAUUCUUGGAUUGUCUAGAGCUAAAUGAAAAGAUUCCUGAAAUCUGUGUAACUUGUUUUACAAAUAGACCUAUUAGAUCUAAACAUUGUAAAGUUUGUAAAACAUGUGUUGCAAGAUUCGAUCAUCAUUGUAUUUGGAUUAAUAACUGUGUAGGUGCCAAGAAUCACAGAUUGUUUAUUCUACUGCUAUUGAGCUACAAUAUCAUUGCUGUACCAAUAUAUUAUGUAACAUUCAAAAUGUUUGCUACCGAUCCAAAUGCACCAGCAUUCACCUCUGGAAAUUAUAUCAAUUCAAUGUUGUACUAUUACGAUACCAAUAGAAUGAUAUCUAUUUUCAUUAUCUAUGGUCUGUGUGCAGCCGCUUGGAUUUGGAAGCUACUCUCUGCACAACUUCUGGGAAUUUCACUCAACUACACCAUCAACGAGGUUGUAAACAUGACCAAAUAUACAUACCUUCGUAAGGAUGGCAAGUGGAACGUAUUCAACAGAGGUGUAUUCAAUAAUAUCUAUGAAUUCCUCUACGAAUAUAAGAAGUGGUAUAUAACCUAUACAAACUAA
Molecule: messenger RNA, 2103 nt
Organism: Heterostelium album PN500
Lineage: Eukaryota; Evosea; Eumycetozoa; Acytosteliales; Acytosteliaceae
Product: Ankyrin repeat-containing protein AKR1
Exons: 6
Coding region: 1-2103 (700 amino acids)
Biological process (GO): protein palmitoylation
Cellular component (GO): Golgi membrane
Molecular function (GO): palmitoyltransferase activity; protein binding
Source: RefSeq, a predicted model, not a curated record